GCUACAGCAGCACCGGCAGUUGCACAUGGGCGAGAAGCCCCAUGUCUGCUCCACCUGCGGCAAGAGCUUUGCCCGAGUGUCGGGGCUGUGGAGCACCAGCGGGUGCACAGCAGUGAGCGGCCCUUCACCUGCCCCGACUGCGGCAAAGGCUUCAAGUCGUCCGCGGACCUGAAGGUGCACAGGCGCCUGCACACCGGCGAGCGCCCCUACACCUGCAGCGACUGCGGCAAGGGCUUCAUCCAGUCCAGCGGCCUGCUGGAUCACCAGCGCACCCACACCGGCGAGCACCCCUACACCUGCGCCCAGUGCGGCAAGGGCUUCACCCACUCCACCAGGCUGCUGAUACACCAGCGCACCCACACCGGCGAGCGCCCCUACACCUGCACCCAGUGCGGCAAGGGCUUCACCCAGUCCAGCAACCUGCUGGUGCACCAGCGCACCCACACCGGCGAGCGCCCCUACACCUGCGCCCAGUGCGGCAAGGGCUUCACCCACUCCUCCAACCUGCUGGUGCACCAGCGCACCCACACCGGCGAGCGCCCCUACACCUGCGCCCAGUGCGGCAAGGGCUUCACCCACUCCUCCAACCUGCUGGUGCACCAGCGCAUCCACACCGGCGAGCGCCCCUACACCUGCGCCCAGUGCGGCAAGGGCUUCACCCAGUCCAGCAGCCUGCUGGAUCACCAGCGCACCCACACCGGCGAGCGCCCCUACACCUGCACCCAGUGCGGCAAGGGCUUCAUCUGCUCCACCACGCUGCUGUCCCACCAGCGGGUUCACACCGGUGACAGUCUCGUCCCCAGCCCGGUGUGUGGAGAGCGCUCUGCCAUGGCCUCCCACUCCCUGUCUCACCAGCAGGUGCACACCAGUGGCCAGAGCUACGACUGCCCGUACUGCGGUGAGGUGUUUGACAGCUCGCGGGGGUUGCGGCAUCACCGGCGGGCCCACGCCGGCGAGCAGCUGCUCCCACUGUGACAAGAGAGCAUGGGGGCUGCGGGAGCACCAGCGGAUACACACCGGAGAGAGACCCUUUGUGUGCGCUGAGUGUGGCAAGGGUUUCACCCACAUGUCCAGCCUGUGGCAGCACUAUCGUACCCACAGCGGUGAGCGUCCCUUCCCCUGCCCGUCCUGUGGUAAGGGCUUCACCCGCCUUGACCACCUGCUGGAGCACCAGAGAAUCCACACCGGCCAGCGCCCCUUCACCUGCUUGCUCUGUGGCAAGGCCUUUGCCCGCUCCUCCAGCCUGCUGGCACACCGCCACAUGGAUAGAUAGGCGCUGUUUAGGUAAACACAAAAUACUGGAAGGAAUGGGUAACAUUUCUGGUCGAGACUCCAAAUCUGAGGAAGGACAUUAUUGCCAUAGAGGGAGUACAGAGAAGGUUCACCAGACUGAUUCCUGGGAUGUCAGGACUUUCAUAUGAAGAAAGACUGGAUAGACUCGGCUUGUACUCGCUAGAAUUUAGAAGAUUGAGGGGGGGGGAUCUUAUAGAAACUUACAAAAUUCUUAAGGGGUUGGACAGGCUAGAUGCAGGAAGAUUGUUCCUGAUGUUGGGGAAGUCCAGGACUAGGGGUCACAGCUUAAGGAUAAGGGGGAAAUCCUUUAAGACCGAGAUGAGAAAAACAUUUUUCACACAGAGAGUGGUGAAUCUGUGGAACUCUCUGCCACAGAGGGUAGUUGAGGCCACACAGUUCAUUGGUUAUAUUUAAGAGGGAGUUAGAUGUGGCCCUUGUGGCUAAAGGGAUCAGGGGGUAUGGAGAGAAGGCAGGUACGGGAUACUGAGUUGGAUGAUCAGCCAUGAUCAUAUUGAAUGGCGAAUGGUGCAGGCUCGAAGGGCCGAAUGGCCUCUACUCCUGCAGCUAUUGUCUAUGUUUCUAUGAGACCCUCCUCAGUCUCGACCUGAAAUGUCACUCAGUCCUUCUGUCCAGAGAUGCUGCCUGCCCCCUGAGUUACUCCAGCGUUUUGUGUCCUUUUUUGUAAACCAGCAUCUGCAGUUCCUCGUUUUUAAACCAUUCUGGUUAACUAUGCAAUACUCCAAACGCUACCUGAACAAUGUCCCUUAAUGCUGCACAUAUACAUUCCUCUCUCCUUAUCUCACAUCCUUUUAUCUCCUUAUUUUCCCUCGCCUCUGUCACGUUUCCAAAAUAGUAACAAAAGAUGCUGUGUGCCUUUGUUCAUUAGAGUGAUGGCCCAGGACGGUUAAGGGUGUGUUGCAUACUUGACUUUGUAUCCCCUGCCACUCUUGCCGGCUAAAUCUUAUAUUACUAAAAGUCUGAUCUCUACUCACUGUGCUACGAUUUCCGAGAGAAUGCCGCCCCCUACGGCCGUGAUUUUUGGCCACCUCGCUCAGAGCCCCCCUCCGCCUUCCGGGACCAGAGAGAUGUUAAUGUUUUAUUUUUUAAUGCCAUUCUCUCUGCUGGAGGGAGGGGGAGGGUCUAUAAAACCAGGAAGUGGUGUGCCUCACUCAGUCUCUGCAAGAUAGAGGAAUCCAGCGGGUCACGUCUUUCUGAGCUCAGAAUAACACUGAACACAUGUCUACUCAACUGUAUUCAAGAAGGAACAGCAGAUGCUGGAAAUUCCGCUGAGCUUCUCCAGCAUUUUUGUGUACCUUCUACUCAACUGUGAGUGCCCUUAAUGUGGCUUGAAAAUGAAAAUAUGGUUGGUUUGAAGUAAAAAGACACUACCUACAAAUGGUUGUUUGGGUUGAAGUAAAAAGGCACUGCCUGCAAAUGGUUGUUUGGGGGGGUUUGGGUUGUAGUGAAAAGCCCCACCCCUCCAAUGACCACCAAUAUUGGAAUAUUGCGUUGAGGGACUAGCCCUCCCGUGUGAACAUAGAACCCAACAGGUCCCACUUUGUCUGGUAAUCAGUAAAGUUUGUGUUGGUUGAU
Molecule: messenger RNA, 2886 nt
Organism: Leucoraja erinaceus (little skate)
Lineage: Eukaryota; Metazoa; Chordata; Chondrichthyes; Rajiformes; Rajidae
Product: zinc finger protein 239-like
Biological process (GO): regulation of DNA-templated transcription
Molecular function (GO): RNA polymerase II cis-regulatory region sequence-specific DNA binding; DNA-binding transcription factor activity, RNA polymerase II-specific
Source: RefSeq, a predicted model, not a curated record